CCUCACCGCCAAGCUGAAUUUUAAUAUAUCGAAAACAGUCUAUUGGAAAAAUGGUGCACCGCAAAGUGUGUCAUGGAUAGAAUGGAUACUCGAGCGCCCUGAUUACAGCUUAAAGAAUGCUGAUCUUUCAGAGUAUGACUAACAAUCGUGCGUUGUUUCACGCGAAUGUAAAUGUAUAACGCAAGUCAUAUUCUAGGGCUGCAGUCAUGUAUUCUACCGUCAUAAACACCUUGAGAGGACUUAGAAAACACUCGCUUCUAUACGUAGUUCUCGUGGUUGCAUCAUCAACUGUGUUUCAUGGCAGUAAAACAUAUGGCCCUGACUUCUUCAUCACUAAAAAAAAAAACAAGCUGAGACUAUUGAACUAUUGAAGCUGAGACUAUUAAACUCUUGUUUCGCACUACUCCUUUUGAAAUGCACCGCAGUGCCAGUCUGAUAAAACAGGAAGUAUAAAACAGGAAGUAUAGAUAUCGCACAAAUCUGAUAACACCAUAAGUAAAAAAGUACCGUUAUAUUGAGCAACGAGCAGCGCGGCGAACGUGAUCUGAUACAUGCUAAACAGCGUGCAUUGCCACAUAAAAGACACGGCAUCGUAUUUUGGGUGUCACUUUCGGCAAUCAGCUGAACGGUGCAAGGCAAAGAUUGAAGGCGUUGCCUGCUAUAGGCAAGAAAAUGCAAUAUUUUUUAACCCUAGUGUUCAGCUUCAGUAUAGCUCUGAGCUUUUGCCCUGUUAACUCUUUCCUUAUUCCACAUGAAGGCAACGACAAGUGCCAAGAGUACACAACCUAUGAGGAUUGUGUGAAGGAAGCGUACAUGGCGGCCGCAAAAUGUCGAGUUUCAAGACUCCCAUUACUCACGUUCAACAUUUACGAGAUCUUUACUGUCGCAAUGGAGGCAAGUGUACAGGACCCAACGCUUCCUGGUGCGCAUGUCCGCCAGGUUAUGCGGGAGCUUUCUGUCAUAAAAGUAAAUAUGCAAGAAAGCCAUGUAAAAACGGAGGCUCGUGCAUCAGUGAAAACCUCUGUAAAUGUCCACCUCCAUAUUCUGGAGCUCAGUGUACAAGAAAAAGACUGGGAACCAAAGAGAGCCCGGCACCAAACGCACAGGCAAUUCUUGACGCCGGCGACAGUGUAGGCAACGGCAUGUACUGGAUCCAGCCCCAUGGUGAAACGGCCCCGGCUCAAACUUACUGCGACAUGAGCUUUGCUGGUGGAGCGUGGAUGCUCGCUAGUUAUGGUUACGUUCACACAACGGGAACAAACUCCAACAACAAAGCCAUUCCUAAUAUGAAUAGUCUCUUUGAUUUCGCCUGGCUUCCCAGCCAACGCACCUCCUCUCAUGGCGUGAUUAGUUUACCACACGGGGCGGUAAUGAUGGCAAAUAACGCUGGUUACAUGAUCAUGGCUGCGGGUAAUAACCCAGCCACGGGUGGUAUCAACCAAUAUGCAUACGUGUACCGUAUUUACCUAAAGAACAACCCUUACAAAAUAACAUUUGCAAAUCAUAACCGUUACAAUGGCGGACAGCCGGGCCGUAUGCAUAUUGUUGAUUUUGUCGUUGAAGCGUUGAAAGGAGAAAGUGGCACGUAUGUGAGAAAUGCCCUGGGGGAAGCACUGGGGGUGACAUGGACCGACUCAUAUCACACCGAUUACGGUUUUAAAGAUAAGACCACGCCUUCUGCAACCUUUACCACGGGUCCCUUUUUUCCUAGUGUCCAUUCGGGUUCGGGACGAAGCCCAUAUUCUGGAUGUACCCCUACUAAUUACGACCCUGAUGUAGUGGGAGGGUCUCCUCAUUACACACACCACGGAUGGUUUACUGCUAACGGCUGGGACAAAACUGGCCAAACCUCUAUCUGGUUUAAGUAAGGGGUUAUUCCUAGUUAUUGUUCAAACAUCGGUUUAAGCUUUAGUAAGUUGAUGAACUUCACUGACUACCUAGGUGGACCGGCUGCAGGGUGAAAGGGGCGGGGAUGCUCAUUGAAAAUCUUAAAAGAAACCAAUCUAGACGGGGCUCAAGCUUAAUGAGAACUCUAAAAUACCAUUUUAAGGUAAUUCCCCUGAAAUAAAACUGCACAUAGA
This is a messenger RNA of Orbicella faveolata, 2081 nucleotides long. RefSeq lists its product as uncharacterized. NCBI's taxonomy places the organism in Eukaryota, Metazoa, Cnidaria, Anthozoa, Scleractinia, Merulinidae. The record is from RefSeq and is a predicted model, not a curated record.